This is a messenger RNA of Ruditapes philippinarum (Manila clam), 2679 nucleotides long. Its product is annotated as Bardet-Biedl syndrome 1 protein homolog. The transcript is spliced from 15 exons. Lineage: Eukaryota; Metazoa; Mollusca; Bivalvia; Venerida; Veneridae. Gene Ontology annotation, cellular component: centrosome; axoneme; BBSome. Gene Ontology annotation, molecular function: patched binding; smoothened binding. Gene Ontology annotation, biological process: non-motile cilium assembly; protein localization to cilium. Bases 108 to 1895 code for a protein of 595 amino acids. The record is from RefSeq and is a predicted model, not a curated record.
GUUAAAAUCAAACACUUCCAUUUACUUCCGGAGAAAUUGUUUUCAUCGACAACCAUAAUUUUACCAGAAAAUGAUUUCAUAGAAUCAGAAAGGCAGUAUUCAUCAAGAUGUCGACAAUAGAUUUAGCUAAACAACAAUCACAGGAAAAUUUUAAAAGUGAUGCUAAAACAUCUAAAUGGCUUGAUGCAUACCAUGAUCCAGUUGCCUCCCUUUACACAUUUACUCAGUGUAUAACACUGGCAGAUAUCCAGGCAGAUGGGGAUUGGAAACUCAUCAUUGCAGAUCUCGGCUCUGGCUCCUUUAACAUGAAACUGAAGGUUUAUAAAGGGACAGAUUUAAUCAGUGAAAAUACAAUAAUAGAUCUGCCCACAGGUGUUGUAACAUUCUAUAUGGACACACACGAACCAAGAACUCCGGCUAUAGCCGUAGCAUCAGGACCAUUUAUAUAUAUUUACAAGAAUCUCCGUCCAUAUUUCAAGUUUACAUUGCCACCUCUAGAAGUAAACUCUGUGGAAGAAGAUUUGUGGAAUCAAGUCAGAGAUGGUCGCAUAAAUGUAUACGUAUUGAGGGAGAUGUUGGAAGGAAUGAGAGCUGACGGUUCAGCACUGACUGUUAGGUCACUGAGGUUCUUGCAGUUGACCGAUGCUGGUGACAUGGUUCAGUUUUGUGAAGUGUAUAAAAACUCUCCUUUGAAAAGACAGACUGUGAUAACAUGCCUCGGUACCUUGAAGAAAUCCAUGUCAGAGGAAGAUGCUAUUAGCUGUUUGGUACUGGGAACUGAGGAUAAAUCUAUAUAUGUCCUUGAUCCAGAAGCUUUCACAGUUCUUGCAACUAUGAAUUUACCGAGUGUUCCAGUUUUCCUAAGUGUGACAGGAAUGUAUGAUGUAGAAUAUAGAAUUGUUGUAGCUUGUAGAAAUGGAUGUAUCUAUACCCUAAAAAGAGGAUUAGAUGAUCCAGCCAAAAGCUGUAUAGAGCUUAGUUCACAGAUAGUUGGUAUGGAACGACUCAACAAAACAAUCUAUGUAGCCUGUAUGGACCAGACACUCAAAUGUUUUACUUCUAAGGGUAAGAAAAUGUGGACAGUGAAGUUACCAAAGAGUAUCACAACUAUAGAAGUGGUUGAUUAUAAACCUAAAGCUUUUAAAGCAGUCCUAGUGGCUUUAUCUAAUAAUGAAGUACAUGUAUAUAAGGAGAAAUACCUUGUUGAUGUAAUAAAAACAGAUGAUGUGAUUACUGCCAUGAGAUUUGGGAGGUUUGGUCGAGAAGAUGGGGCUUUGGUUAUGUGUACAAGUAAUGGUGGGUUGCUUAUCAAGAUACUGAAAAGGACAGCUGUGUUUGAAGAGAGGGAUCUUUCAGGGGGACCCCCUGCUGCUCAAAAUGUGAAAUUAAACGUGCCCAAGAAAACCAAAUUGUUUGUAGACCAAACAAUGAGGGAAAGGGAAAGUGCAGUCACAAUGCACAGGACAUUCCAGAGGGACCUGUAUUUGUUGAGAUUGAAUACAGCUAGGGAGUACGCCAAGGCCUUGAAUAAUGCAAUGAAUCCUAUCUCUACAGAUCCCAUGGAUCCCCUAAAACUAUCUGCACAGGUUCAGGGAAUAGGGCCCACAUUUAAACUGACAGUCAACCUUCAAAACACAUCAUUAAGUCAAGCAUCUACCAAUCUCCACAUUACAUUUGACUAUGAUGAUAAACUUUACAGUUUCCGCAGGACAUAUAUACCUGUUCCAAUGUUAGUUCCAGGACUCAAUUAUACCUUUGAGACUUACAUAGAAUGCCUGAAUGAUAAAGGUGUUUCAGACACUGUUAAGGUGUAUGUAUUGAAGGAGAACAAAAGCGUUCCUAUUAUUACAGGAGUUAUCAGUAUGCCAGUCAGUGAGACACUGGUUGUGGUGUAACAUCAUUUUUACGUUUUAAACUUAGAUUUGUGUCAACAGGCAUCAUAUAAUCAUUGGAUCAUUAUUCUUUGUGAAUUGAGAACAAUAAUUAUGUGAAACAUAGGAAACACAUUAAGUUAAAAUGCACAAAUAGUAACUAUGCCUUUAGGGUAUACAAACUAACGUUAUCCAUUCUCCAAUCCACAUUAUUUAUCUAAACUGUGUAAAAUAGCUCUUUUUCUGUUGAAUAGAAGAGUCAGACUUUUUUAUGUGUCCUAAUAAUGUCAUUAAGUUAUCAUUCAAUUGUACUUUGCAAUAUUCAUCAUGCCAGAUUUUUCUCUUAAUUAUCGAUGAAUAAAAAAUUCAUGAAGUGAUUUCUUUAGAUAACCAUUGGGAACCUAUGUGAAGUCUUUAUUUUAUAAUGUGUUUGUUGUGAACAUAUUUCACCAAUGUGAUUUACCCUAAACAUCACAGAUAUAACCAUACAUUAUGUACAAGACUACUUGUGAAAUGACUUUACUUUACAUUAUUUGACUUUACUUGUUAUCAUUUAGGAACUGUCUAGUUUUAGGUCAAGUUAGUUUUAUUAUCUAAAUGCUAUCUAUAUUGAUAUCUAUUGUCUUGAGAAGUAUUGGGCUCGAGUUUAUCAAGCCUCAUCUGAAGUCUUCAGAUUGAACAUGGUUGUAACAUGAAACACAUUUUAUGAACUAGUAUAUGUUAAUGAUUUAAUGUAGUUGUGAGAUUUUCCGUCCGUCUUUAUUUAUUGAAUGUGAUUUAUAUUGAAGAAUUAAAAAAAUUAAAUUGA